Serinus canaria (Common canary) is the source of this 2381-nucleotide messenger RNA. Its product is annotated as steroid 17-alpha-hydroxylase/17,20 lyase. Lineage: Eukaryota; Metazoa; Chordata; Aves; Passeriformes; Fringillidae. Gene Ontology annotation, molecular function: heme binding; steroid 17-alpha-monooxygenase activity; iron ion binding. The transcript is spliced from 8 exons. The record is from RefSeq and is a predicted model, not a curated record. Bases 675 to 2207 code for a protein of 510 amino acids. Gene Ontology annotation, biological process: progesterone metabolic process; hormone biosynthetic process.
UUCAUCGCCUCGGGCACCCACAGGCUGCCCAGCACUGACAAGCACAGACAAGGCUGACCAGCACUGACCAGGGUUUCUCAGCCCUAGCCAGUACUUGCGGCUACUGACCAGGGUUGACCAAUGGUACCAGACGCUGACCGGCGCUCACCAGCAUUGCCGAGCGCUGCCCAGCAGUGUCCAGUGCUAUCCGUGUCUCCCCAGCAUUGACAAGAGCUGAUGAUGAGGGAUGCUCCGCGCUUAUCAAAAUUUCUAGUGCUGGCCAUUCCCUCCGGGAUCUAUCGAGGCGCUCCCCGGCUGGGGAUGGAUUCCAGUGCCCGGCCAGACCGCCCCAGUUGUGCUCCCAGCACCCAGGUCAGACCUCGAGCUGUCCCCACACCCCUGGCCCACCACAGGGCCCUGGGGAUGGAACCCCAAGGACGGAUCCGACCCUGGGCAUCCCUGGCCCCCAGCGCGCUGGAAGCAGCUCCCCCAUGGCCACCCAGGGCGGCCGUGGCCCCGCUGCCCUCGCCCCCCGCCAUGCGCCCACAGCUGCAGAGCUGGCCACGGGCCCAGCGCUCGGCUCCCCCCUCCUUGUCCCCCCGAUAAGGAGCCGAGCCCGCCUCAGAGUCAAGGAGACGACCCCGCAGCCGCUAUAAGGGCCCCCCGCGCGCCGCAGCCGCGCAGCCGGCCCCGCCAUGGCGCUGCUGGGCGCCCUGCUGCUGGCCCUGGCCCUGCUCUGCACCUGGCGGCUGGCGCGACGCAGGGACACCCUGGCGAUGGCCGCGGCGACAGGUCUGGGGCGCCCGCGGAGUCUGCCGGCCCUGCCGCUGGUUGGGAGCCUGCUGCAGCUGGCCGGGCACCCCCAGCUCCACCUGCGGCUGUGGCGCCUGCAGGGCCACUACGGCAGCCUGUACGCCCUCUGGAUGGGCUCCCACUACGUGGUGGUGGUGAACAGCUAUCGGCACGCCAGGGAGGUGCUGCUGAAGAAGGGCAAAGACUUCGCCGGACGGCCCCGCACCGUGACCACGGACCUGCUGUCCCGGGGGGGCAAGGACAUCGCCUUCGCCAGCUACGGGCCCCUCUGGAAGUUCCAGCGCAAGCUGGUGCACACUGCCCUCUCCAUGUUCGGGGAGGGCUCGCUCGCCCUCGAGAGUAUCAUCUGCCGGGAGGCUGCAUCCCUGUGUGAGACGCUGAGUGCUGCGCAGGACACAGCCCUGGACAUGGCCCCCGAGCUCACACGGGCCGUCACCAACGUGGUCUGCUCCCUCUGCUUCAACUCCUCAUACCGCCGUGGGGACCCCGAGUUCGAGGCCAUGCUGGAGUACAGCCAGGGUAUCGUGGACACCGUGGCCAAGGAGAGCUUGGUGGACAUCUUCCCCUGGCUCCAGAUAUUUCCCAACAAGGACCUGACCCUGCUGAAGAAAUGCCUCCAGGUCCGGGACCAGCUGCUCCAGCAGAAAUUCACUGAACACAAGGAAGCUUUCUGCGGAGACACCGUGAAGGACCUCAUGGAUGCCCUCCUGCAAGUGAGGCUCAGUGCUGGGAACAGCAGGCCUCUGGAGCCAGGGCUGGAGCUGACUGAUGACCACCUCCUCAUGACGGUGGGGGACAUCUUUGGGGCCGGUGUGGAGACCACCACGACUGUGCUCAAAUGGGCUGUGCUCUACCUGCUCCACUACCCUGAGAUCCAGAGGAAGAUCCAGGAGGAAAUGGACCACAAGAUCGGCCUGAUGCGUCACCCCCACCUCAGCGACCGCCCGCUGCUGCCCUACCUGGAGGCCACCAUCAGUGAGGUGCUGCGCAUCCGGCCCGUGUCCCCCCUGCUCAUCCCGCACGUGUCCCUUGCUGACACCAGCAUUGGGGAAUACUCUAUCCCCAAGGGUGCCAGGGUCAUCAUCAACCUCUGGUCUGUGCAUCACGACGAGAAGGAGUGGGACAAGCCGGAGGAGUUCAAUCCUGGCCGCUUCCUGGAUGAGCGGGGCCAACACAUCCAUUCGCCCUCACCCAGCUACCUCCCCUUCGGAGCCGGGAUCCGUGUCUGCCUGGGAAAAGUCCUGGCCAAGAUGGAGCUCUUCCUCUUCCUGGCCUGGGUGCUGCAGAGGUUCACACUGGAGUGCCCUGAGGACCAGCCCCUGCCCUCACUGGAGGGCAAGUUUGGUGUCGUGCUGCAGGUGCAGAAGUUUCAGGUGAAGGCCAGGCUGAGGGAGGCCUGGAGAGUGGCUUCAUGAUGGGGAGGAGCCCUGGAUCCCAGGCAGGGGGGGUGGGGGGUGGGACCACAGAGGCUGCCCCAUGGAUGGGGUGUUAUCCCGAUAAAGCUAUUCCCAACACAGCUUGGCUCUGGCUAUUUUUUGGGCAGGAGAUGGAGGACAGGGUUAAGUGUGAGAUGUGUGGUAGCCCCACAA